Messenger RNA from Prorocentrum cordatum, 2346 nucleotides. NCBI's taxonomy places the organism in Eukaryota, Dinophyceae, Prorocentrales, Prorocentraceae. The record is from the annotation of a GenBank genome assembly.
UAACUGACCCCUAUCCCCGCUGGCGUGGCCCAGGCCCCACUGGCCGAGUCACCCCCCCAAGGUGGGGAUACAGGCUGGUCCCUUCGGGUUUGGAGGGGGGAUCCCCAACUGGGGCGGUGCGAUAGUGGGGCCGAGAUACCAUGGCCCGAUGGGGAUGGGGAUAGGUUAAGCGAUACUGACCGCCUGCACCGAGCACGUCUGGCGCAUCUUGCCGCGCGGGCCCGCAUCCUCCUCGCCUCCCCGCAUCUCUGGCGGGCCGAUGCAGCAGCAGCAGCAGCAGCAGCAGCAGCAGCAGGAGCAGGACGCUGGAGCUUUGCUUCCAGCAGGGUACAGCGCCAUCGACACAACAAGCCUGUGGACUGCGACCAGGUGCGUUGUGGAUGCGGCGGCAAGUCGGCGAUGGCCGCACAUGUUCUUCCGUGGACGACUCACAACGGUGAUGGUCGUUUUGGCUAUGGCGCUCGUUGCAUCCGCGGCCGUCAUUGGACGACCCAGGAGACCGACGGGCGGCAACGGGACACCAGCGUUGAGAACAUUGGCGACUGCGUGUGCGGGCAGCGGCCCACUCGUCAUCAACGAGGUGGUGCCAGAUCCGAGUGGCAGCGGCAAGGAGUGGGUCGAAGUGUACAAUCCAACGUCCAACAGCAUGGACGUGUCUGGCUGGAAGCUAGUAGAAAAGACAGGGAGCGCCGGCAGGUGGGUAUCUAGCACGAUUCCAGCGUGUUCGUACGCUAUUGUGGAGUUCUCGAGAAAGCUCAACAACGGCGGAGACGCCCUCACCCUCAUCGACGAGAGCGGAAGCACAGUCGACGUUUUCAAGUACACCUCCUCGGUGAUCGGCAAGAGCUGGGCCCGCCAGCCUGACGGCGGUGCCUGGGGCCUGGAACCCCAGAGCCCUUCCCGAAGCAAGCAGAACCCGGCAGCGCCCAGCGCUGAUGAUGCCAGCAGGCGUGGUUGCGCGCAGUGCGAUGAUGGUCUUUGCCUCGGCUCCUGGAACAUUCAGAACUUCGGGGCGUCCAAGGGCGGCCGACCGGCCGUGAUGGCGGCGAUCCGCUCCGUCAUGGGGCGCUACGACGUGGCCGCCGUCCAGGAGCUAUCGCAGAUGCCCCGGGAGCCCUUCGUGUGUGGCGACAACACUGAGUCGACGAUCUGCGCAUCCCGCCCAAGCGAGGAUGGGUACACCGUGGCGGCGUCGCCACGGAUCGGCGACGAGCAGUACGCGGUAAUCCUCCGUGACGCGGCCGCCCGACCGGUUAGGGGCGCCACGUACCCAGACAUAGCGGGUGUGCAUUCGAGGCCUCCCCAUGCUUUCGAGAUCGAUGUCGCAGGAGAGGCGCCGUGGCGCCUUGUGCUGGCACUGACGCACACCUCUCCGAGCUCGGCGGAGGCGGAGGUCCAGAACUUCCCAGACGUGCUUUCGUGGAUGAGAAGCAACUUCAGCCGUGGGUCCCGCGGGGAUUUGCGCCUCGCCAUCGUCGGAGACUUCAACGCUGAUGGUGGCUAUUUUAAAGACGAAGAGGAGUGGCCAGACUCACAGCUCGGACCAGAAUGGGCCGGCUACUCGCUGUUGAUUGGCAAUGACGUCGACACCACAGUGGCGGACAACGAUCACACAUAUGAUCGCAUCAUCGCCGAUGCCACUCUAGCCGAGAAGGCUGGACCGCCAUCGGUGUUCUCUCUUGAGGACAUGGAUUUGUCGGAAGUACUUUCUGAGGGUUGCAGGGACGGCUACGUACCAUCAUUUGCUUGCCAGCAGUCCCUUGAAGGCAUUGAGUGGGUUGACGUGCCGCCCGCCGUCAAGAAGAGCUUGGCCAAGGAGCUGAGCGACCAUAAUCCCAUUGAGAUCUGCUUGCGUGGUUGAUUGAUCCGCGGGCCCUGACUGCGCCUCGGAGCGCGCGCUGUGCCUCUGCACGCGUGUCUUCCCGCCAGCCGUGCCUCGACGCGCACCACGUCCCCGGCGACGCGCCGCCGACGCGCUGUUGGCAGCGGCGCGACGCCGCCGCGGUGCCGCCGACGCCGACAGCGGCGACACCGCUUCGGUGAAGACCGACACCGCGGAGGCGGUGAAGCACCAACGCCGACAGCGGCGACAGCGUCGCCGCCGCAGUGCCGCGGUGACGGCAGCCGCGGCGGCGGGUGAGCGCCCAGCGGGCCACGUCACAGGCGCGAGGGCUGCGCUUCGCUGCCGCGCCGACAGCGCGGCUCCGCCCCGCCGCGGGUACCCGUGGCGCCGAGCAGGCGCCUCGCCGCACGCGCGCUUGCGCUGAACGCCGGCGCGCGCCCUGCGGCAGGAGUCGAGACCGUUGGGGCCAACAUCGUGAAAGAACACAACGCCGGGGGGCUGGG